Messenger RNA from Gadus morhua (Atlantic cod), 7151 nucleotides. It is a transcript of the gene col14a1a, whose product is annotated as collagen, type XIV, alpha 1a. The record is from RefSeq and is a predicted model, not a curated record. Gene Ontology annotation, cellular component: interstitial matrix. Lineage: Eukaryota; Metazoa; Chordata; Actinopteri; Gadiformes; Gadidae. Gene Ontology annotation, molecular function: protein binding.
CUGCAGUGACUCAAGUAUCCCUCGUGUCCCCGCUGCGCCCUCCCUCUGGCGUCCCGGCUGCGCCCUGAGCAAUCUGUGAGGAGUGGAGGGCUGGGACGGGGAGGGAGGGGGUGAGGGAAUCCAGAAGAAGAAGAAGAAGAAACACCCACCACCUCAAGGGCUCUUGUCUGGACGACUGACCGGAACGCACCCGAAAUAGUGGGAGACCCAACGAGAGAGACAAGGAGAGAGAGAGAGAGAUAAAGAAAGAAAACGUUUCACGGACAUAAACGACAGAAGGAUCGUAUCAAGGCAGGAGAGAGUGAGAUUUGGGGACGCAGGACGCUUUGCAUUGAUGAUUUAAGAGGAUGAGGGCUCUGAGGUUCGCUGUGCUGCUGCUCACGGCCUUCAUAGUACCAGGCCAGGGCCAGAACCUGGAGCUGGAGCAGAAUCUAGUGCCGUCCCCCAGGAGGUUACGGUUUAAAGUCAUCAACUCAAACAAGCUCCACAUCUUGUGGAAGGAGCCAAAGGGAGCCUUCGACAAAUACAAAUUCCUAUACAACUAUUUACCAGGUGGCCAUCCGAGAGAGAUUGAUGUCCCCAAAUCGGAGAGCAAGGUGAUCAUAACGGAUUACAACCCGGCCAAGGACUACAUCGUCCACGUCAUCGCUGUCAAAGGCAGCCAGCAGAGCAAGCCACUGCAGGGCACACAUAAAGCUGAGCAGACAGACAGUGAUAAGGGGGGAGAGACCCAGCCCCAGAGGCUGAGGGAGACCGACGCCCCACCUGAUGAGGCCAAUGAGAUCUCUGGAGUGGACCCGUUCGUUUGCCACACGGAGGCGGUCGCUGACAUCGUCAUCCUGGUGGACGGCUCGUGGAGCAUCGGCAGGAUCAACUUCCGGCUGGUGCGCCUGUUCCUGGAGAACCUGGUCAACGCCUUCGACAUCGGCAUCGACAAGACGCGCAUCGGUCUGGCUCAGUACAGCGGGGACCCCAGGAUAGAGUGGCAUCUGAACGCCUACACCACCAAAGACACCGUGAUCGACGCCGUGAAGAAUCUGCCCUACAAGGGAGGCAACACACUUACCGGCCUGGCGCUGACCUACAUUCUGGAGAACAGCUUCAAGCCCGAGUCAGGAUCCAGACCCGGCGUCCCGAAGAUCGGCAUCCUGAUCACGGAUGGAAAGUCCCAGGACGACGUGGUACCCCCUGCGGAGAGCCUGCGAGACGCCGGCGUGGAGCUGUUUGCUGUCGGUGUGAAGAACGCAGACGAGAACGAGCUGCAGUCCAUCGCCUCGGAGCCGGAUGAGGGACACGUGUACAACGUGGCCGACUUCAGCAUCAUGAGCUCCAUCGUGGAAGGGCUCACCAAGAUCGUGUGUGAGCAGGUGCAGCACCAGGACAAGGAGAUCAAGACCAAACUCCCUCUAGAGCCGAUAGAGCAGCCAGAGACCGGCGCUCCCUCGGACUUCCUGGCAUCCGAGGUCACGGCCAACAGCUUCCGGGUCACGUGGAGCCCCGCCCCCGGGAGGGUGGAGAAAUACCGAGUGGUGUACUACCCGGCUCAAGGAGGGAGACCGGACGAGCUGGUGGUGACGGUGGUGGAGAGCUCCGUGCUGCUGGAGCACCUGAGCUCCCAGACGCUCUACGAAGUGGCCGUGUUCGCUGUCUACGCCACCGCCGCCAGCGAGGCCCUGAGGGGGUCCGCAGACACCCUUGUCCUAGCGACGGGUAGCAGGCUGGAGCUGUUGGACAUGAGCCCAAGUGCGAUGCGGGCGGCGCUAUCGGCAGUGGCGGGGGCCAGCGGCUACAUGCUGCUGUACGCUCCCCUCACCGGGGAGGGGGACGCUGAGGAGAAGGAGCUCAAGGUAUCAGAGGCCAUCACAGAGCUUGAGCUGGAGGGUCUGAUCCCGGACACGGAGUACUCUGUGACGGUGAACGCCCUGUACGGGGAAGAGGCCAGCGACCCGUGCCACUCAGCCCCGCCCAGCAAUCUGCAGUUCUCUGAAAUUACCUACAAUUCCGCUCGCAUCAACUGGAGCCCCCCGGGGGUGAAGGGGUCCCGCAUCUCUUGGGUCAAGAAGGCAGACGGACUGGUCGAGAGAGAGGUUUGUGUUGGCCCUGUGAGCUCCUACGACAUCGGGUACCUGACCUCUCUCAUGGAGUACUCUGCUCGCCGUGUCGCCCUGUACGACGAGGGCCAAUCGGAAGUCCCUCACGAUGGCUUCACGACCAUUCCGGUCCCCGGGCCCCUGGGCCCUGAGGCCAGUGACGUGUCAGAGGACAGCAUGCGGGUCAGCUGGGACCACUCAGCCAAUGACGUGGUUCUCUACAAGCUAUCCUGGGCUCUCCGUUUACGAGGGGGCUACGCUAAGGAGGUGAUUUUGAGCGGUUCGGUUGACAGCUAUGCCCUGACCGGUCUCCGCCCCUCCACGGAGUACGAAGCGAUGCUAACGGCCGUGUUCAAAGACAAGUCCGAGAGCGACGCUGUGGCUGUCAUGGCAACCACACUGGCCAGGACAACAACAAUUGCUCCGACUACCGCAGCACCCCGCCACGCGCCAAGGAACCUUCAGGUGGGGGAGAGGACCACCCACAGCCUGGAGGCCUCCUGGGAGCUGGAGGACCCCCUGGUGGAGGGCUACAGGGUGUCCUACGCAUCCCCCGAGCGCGCCCACUCCCCGGAGGUGGUCUUCCUUCCAGCUGGGUCCAGCAGUGUGCUGCUCCAGCCUCUGGUCCCUGACACCUGGUACAAGGUGACCCUCACCCCGCUGUACGCUGACGGCCACGACGGCGUCAGCGCCGCCAGAGCAGGAGCCACGCUACCGCUCUCAUCGCCUAGCAACCUGCGCGUUUCAGAGGAGUGGUACAACCGCUUCAGACUCACCUGGGACCCACCCACCUCCCCCCCAACAGGCUACCGGGUAGUCUACCAGCCCAUGACUGCCCCAGCCCCGGCUCUGGACACGGUGGUCGGAGCGAACGUCAACUCCGUGGUGGUCCCCAACCUGCAGAGCGGGACAGAGUACUCCGUCCAAGUGAGCGCGUCCUUCCCCACGACCCACAGCGAGCCCGUCCUAGGCACCGCCAAGACCUUAUUCCUGGGGGUGUCUGGCCUGUCCACGUACCAGGUCCGUCCCAACAGCAUGUGUGUCCAAUGGCAGCCUCUGUCCCAUGUCACCAUGUACAGAGCAUCUAUUCAGUCCACGCUCAAUCGCCAGAGGCAGGAAGUGAGUCUUGGGGGCGGGGCUUCUCGCCAGUGCUUCCACGACCUCACCCCCAGCAGCCAAUACGAGAUCAGCGUUCACACCCGGAUACGAGAGCUGGAGGGGCCGGCCGUCUCCGUCACCGAUAUGACGAUGCCAGCUCCGACUGAGGCUCCGACUCCACCCCCAACUACUGAGGCCCCUCCCACCAUCCCCCCUGCUAAGGAGUGUUGUAAGGAGGCGAAGGCGGACCUGGUGUUCCUGGUGGAUGGCUCCUGGUCCAUCGGCGAUGAAAACUUCCUGAAGAUCACCCGCUUCCUGUACAGCACCAUGGGCUCCCUAGACAUCGUCGGGCCUGACGGGACUCAGGUGGCCAUUGCCCAGUUCAGUGACGACGCACGCACCGAGUUCCAGCUGAGUUCCCAUGGUAACAAGGAGGCGCUGCUGGAGGCCAUCCAGAGGAUUAGAUACAAGGGAGGAAACACCAAGACAGGCCGCGCCAUCAAGCACGUCAAGGAGUCCAUCUUCACCCCGGACGGAGGUGCGAGGCGGGGGGUCCCCAAGGUGCUGGUGGUCCUGACCGAUGGCCGUUCCCAGGACGACGUCAACACCGUCUCCAAGGAGAUGCAGGUGGAAGGUUACAUCAUCUUUGCCAUCGGCUUUGCGGACGCAGACUACGGGGAGCUGGUGAACAUCGCCAGCAAGCCCAGCGACAGACACGUCUUCUUCGUGGAUGACCUGGACGCUGUGAAGAAGAUCGAGGAGCAGCUCAUCACUUUUGUCUGCGAGGCCGCCACAGCCACUUGUCCUUCGGUUCUGAUGAGUGGAAACACCAUGGCAGGUUUCCGCAUGAUGGAGAAGUUCGGCCUGGUGGAGAAGGAGUACGGCGCCGUACCGGGCGUGUCUCUGGAGCCCGGCUCCUUCAACAGCUUCCCCUGCUACCGACUGCACAGGGACGCCCUGGUGUCCCAGCCCACCAAGUAUCUCCAUCCAGAGGGCUUGCCAUCUGAUUACACCAUCUCAAUGAUUCUUCGCCUGCUCCCUGAGACGCCCCAGGAGCCCUUUGCAUUGUGGGAAAUCCUCAACAAGGAGAAGGAGCCGUUGGUGGGACUCAUUCUGGACAAUUCUGAGAAGACCCUGACCUUCUUCAACUAUGACUACAAAGGAGACUUCCAGACGGUCACUUUUGAAGGACCUGAAAUCAGGAAGCUCUUCCAUGGCAGCUUCCACAAGCUCCACGUGACGGUGGGCAAGACGUCGGCGCGGGUGGUGCUGGAUUGCUCCGUGGUGGGGGAGAAAGCCAUCAGCGCGUCGGGGAACAUCACCAUCGAUGGCCUGGAGGUUCUAGGGAGGAUGGUGCGGUUGCGUGGCACGCGAGAGAACUCUGCUCCGUUCCAGCUCCAGAUGUUUGACAUCAUGUGCAGCACGUCGUGGGCUAACCGAGACAAAUGCUGUGAGCUUCCAGCAUUGAGGGUCGAAGAGCAGUGUCCCUCCAUGCCCCAUGCCUGCACAUGCUCACAGGACAGCAAAGGACCUCCCGGACCCUCCGGGCCACCAGGCGGUCCAGGGAUCCGGGGGUCCAGAGGAGACAGAGGAGAGCCGGGAGGCAUGGGACUCCAAGGACCAGUGGGUGAAGGGGGCCCCCCAGGCCCCCAAGGCCCCCCCGGCUCCCAAGGCCUCACUGGACGCUCCAUUCAAGGGGCCCCGGGACUUCGCGGGGAAAAGGGGGAGAGGGGAGGAAUCGGACCACCUGGAACAAUGGGCGUUCCGGGCGGGGCCGGCUCACCAGGACGCGACGGCCCACCUGGAGGAAGGGGUCUUCCCGGUAAAGACGGACCCCAGGGCCACCAGGGGCCAACCGGGACUCUAGGGGUCCCCGGAGCCACAGGGCCCCCAGGACCAGGGGGGUCUGCUGGAUCACAAGGAGACCAGGGGGUUCCGGGUCCUGCUGGUACCAAAGGCGACAAGGGAGAGAGAGGUGAUGUGCAGUCCCAGGCUGUGGUGCGCUCCAUCGCGCGCCAAGUGUGUGAGCAGCUCAUCCAGAGUCACCUGUCUCGCUACAACUCCAUCCUCAACCAGAUCCCCAGCCAGCCGGCGGCGGCCGUGCGCACCGUGGCGGGCCCCCCCGGGGAGCCGGGGCGCAGGGGCCUGCCGGGGCCCCAGGGGGACCAGGGGCCCUCGGGCCGGCCGGGCUUCCCCGGGACCAACGGGCAGAACGGGCUCGCGGGGGAGAGAGGACUCUCGGGGGAGAAGGGAGAGCGGGGGAGUCACGGCAUCGGAUCUCAGGGACCCCGAGGACCCCCUGGAGCCCCAGGCUUACCAGGCGAGGGCCGGACGGGCAGCCAGGGACCCCCUGGCAGGCCGGGUAGCCAGGGCACCCCGGGGAGACAGGGCUCGCCUGGGUCCGGUGGACCACCGGGGUCUGCGGGGUACUGUGAUCAGAACUCCUGCAUGGGGUACAACGUUGGCGUCCAAGCGCUACCGCACGGCGGCUACAACCCGGGGGCCGUGGCCUACAACGGCGGGCGGCGAGGAGCCGAGGAAGAAGAGGACGACGACGACGACGACGAGGAAGACGAGGACGAGGAGCAAGAUCCAUAUCAGCACGGCUACCCGCCCCAGUACUACCCCGGGUACGACCCCCGGGGGUACCGGCCCAGGCCCCGCUCAGAGGACGUGGAGCUGAGGUCGCCCGGGGUCGCGCAACGCUUUGCCCGCCACGCCCGCGGAACGGGGGAGGAGGUGGGCGGCGGCGACGUCGUCGUCACGGAGGAGAGCGAGGAGGGGGGCGGCGCGUAGCAACGAGACCGGAAGCCUGGACGCGUCGGACACACACCGCAAGUGCUUGAGGCCGGGUGGACCAUGACCACACACGAGCUACCUACACUCUGAGCCCGCGGGACACGUGUUGUACACGGAUACUAGCACGCGCACAUACACACAAACACACACACACACACACAGGUGAGACUGCUUCCUACAGACUCCGCAACAUCAGAAAAAACUGUGGAUGGCAGUGGCAUUCUCCACCACGAUAGACAGUUGUCUUGUUAACUCUUGUACGGUGUCUCUGUUGAACUCGGAAAAGUGCCUGAUUUAUGUUUGUACCGUUGAGUGUAAAGAUGGGAAGACUCUGCGUUCACCUUGGGGUCGGUUCACUUUGUGACGAAGCCCUUUUUAAAGAAGGAAUUUGCAUGUCACCUUUGAGGAAAACUUGUUGAGCGUUCGUUCUGUUUUGUUUUUGUCACGGAUUCAAUUUGAACAUUUGGAUCCUAACAGAAUUUAAAUUGGUACAUGUUGUGUUUUGUGAGUUUAUUUCCCCCCACUACAAAGCCUUUUCCAUUCUAUUAAGUAAACUUUAUUUUUUUCAGAUUUUAGUUUAUUAAAAAGGUUUUAUUCCACCCAUCUUUAGAACGAAGGAGCUUCAUAUGACUUUACUGAAGCAAUGUUCCAGAGUUGUCAGGACUAUUCUUUUGUUGUCCUUUAAUAUUUCACUCCAAACAUAGAUUGCAACUAUUCAACCGCAAUUUAUUCUUAAAGAUCUGAUACAAGUGAAAGCGUCUGGUUUGGCCUCGUUUCUCUAUUUUGGUGUUCCUGUGGGCCUGUUCACUGUGGAAGCUGCUUGCUCAUUGGUCAGCACUAUAUUCAAUUUUGACCUAUUGAAACCAGAGCUUUUUUUUUUAUACAUUGAGAUUUUUUUGGUGGCAGCAAAUGAUUUUGUUGGAAGUUUCAAAUAUUUUUUAGCAUAGUAAUAAGUCCAUUUAUCCUGCAACAGGGCCAGAUACAAAUCAGGCACCCAAAGUGACUACAGCCAAUCUGUACACAUGAACACAUCUUUCUAGAACUGAAAACGCUGGGCCUAAGAACAGUUAAGGAAUCUGUUCUUGCAACAAAUAUGAAUUGGCAAAGUGGAGUAUUUUAUUUAUUAUUUUUUUUAUAACCAAAUAAAAUCUGUUAUGACGUUGA